Molecule: messenger RNA, 1784 nt
Organism: Fulmarus glacialis (Northern fulmar)
Lineage: Eukaryota; Metazoa; Chordata; Aves; Procellariiformes; Procellariidae
Gene: SLC22A16
Product: solute carrier family 22 (organic cation/carnitine transporter), member 16
Exons: 7
Coding region: 46-1701 (551 amino acids)
Biological process (GO): transmembrane transport
Cellular component (GO): membrane
Source: RefSeq, a predicted model, not a curated record
UUCAGAUUUCAAGCAUGUGUUUAUUUUGCAUGUGUCUUUCAAGCGAUGUCAUGUGGUAUCCAUUACUUAGCGUCUGUGUUCAUGGCUGUUACUCCUAACUUUGUAUGUGGGAUCCCUGGAAAUGUGAGUAGUGUUCUUUUCUACAACUCCUCUGAAUCAAGUAUAGAGGACAUCUGGACACUAUGGACAUCAACAGAAAAUUACAUUGUAGUCCAGCUGGAAAAUGGAGAAAUUUGGGAACUUAACCAAUGCAGCAGGUCCAAACGAGAAGUCAGUUUGGAUCUGGCAUAUGAAUACAAAGGCAACAAGUCCGUAUUUUCUUGUUCUGAUGGAUUUCUCUAUGAUGAUACAAAGUGGAAGAGCACUGUUGUUACGCAGUGGGAUCUGGUCUGUGACCGAGAAUGGCUUGCAAAAUUAAUCCAGCCUACAUUCAUGCUUGGAGUCUUGAUUGGAGCAGUGAUUUUUGGUGACGUUGCUGACAGAGUGGGAAGACAGCGUGUUAUAUGGUUCACAAGUGCUGGUCAGUUUGUAUUUGGCAUCGCAGUGGCCUUCACAUUUGACUACUACAGUUUCGUGAUUGUGCGCUUUCUCCUUGCUAUGGUUUCAAGUGGCUAUCUGGUUGUGGCUUUUGUUUAUGUGACUGAAUUUGUUGGCAUUAAAGCACGAACCUGGGCUUCUAUGCAUGUCCAUGCUUUUUUUGCUAUGGGAAUUAUGGUUGUGGCACUCGUGGGAUUUUUGGUUCGGACCUGGUGGGUCUAUCAGAUAUUUCUCUCCAUAUCGACUCUUCCCUUUGUCUUGUGCUGCUGGAUGCUCCCAGAAACACCUUUUUGGCUCCUGUCAGAGGAAAGAUACGAAGAUGCACAAAAAGUAAUUAAUAUAAUGGCAAGAUGGAAUAAAGUAAGCACCCCCUGCAAAGUUUCUGAACUAUGCUCAGUCCAACAAGAUGAUCUAGUCAGUGGCAGAACGGGUGACAAUGACACGUCCUCAACAAAGAAGCACAACAUCUUAGACCUGUUUUGUAAUUGGCACAUUGCAAGAAGGACCAUCACAGUCUGGCUGAUCUGGUUCACUGGGAGCUUGGGGUACUACGUCUUUUCCCUCAGUUCUGUCAGUCUAGGAGGCAAUGAAUAUUUAAAUCUCUUUCUCAUAGGUGCUGUGGAGUUGCCUUGCUAUAUCAUUGCUUGCAUUGGGAUGGACAAACUGGGAAGGAGAAACACACUCAUUCCGUUCCUUAUUUUAAGUGCACUGAUCUGUGUUUUAAUUAUGUUCAUACCUCAGGAUUUCAAUACAUUAAUUAUCUUAGCAAAUAUGGCUGGAAAAUUUUCAAUAGGUGUGGCAUUUGGCCUUAUAUAUCUCUACACAGCAGAACUGUACCCAACAAUUGUAAGAUCGCUUGCUGUUGGAAGUGGAAGCAUGAUGUGCCGUGCAGGAAGUGUGGUUGCUCCUUUCUGUGUAUAUCUGAGAAGUGUUUGGAUUUUCAUGCCACUUUUGAUUGUUGGAAUCAUGGCUCUUCUGAGUGGAAUAUUAACAAUAAUGCUUCCAGAAACACUGGGAAAACCAUUGACUAAUACUUUGGUGGAGGCUACAGAAAUGGGAAGAAACAAGAAAAGCUGUUCAGGAAAGACUCCUCCAGCACACAGUGGUGCGGCAUUAGAAAAGAUAGAGAUGUUUGGUCAAGAAACAGGCAGCGCUGAGAAAUAAAGCAACAGCAAAAUGGCUGUUCCCAAUUUUAAUCGUUAUCUAAUUUAUAAGAUAUUUUUAUUUGAGAAAUGUGACUGUUCUAU